Molecule: messenger RNA, 2511 nt
Organism: Cryptotermes secundus
Lineage: Eukaryota; Metazoa; Arthropoda; Insecta; Blattodea; Kalotermitidae
Product: BRISC and BRCA1-A complex member 1
Exons: 2
Coding region: 11-1051 (346 amino acids)
Biological process (GO): mitotic G2 DNA damage checkpoint signaling; protein K63-linked deubiquitination; double-strand break repair
Cellular component (GO): BRCA1-A complex; nuclear body; BRISC complex
Source: RefSeq, a predicted model, not a curated record
CGUAACUGAGAUGAUAUGCUAUUUGUAUAAUUGUGCAUUUAUAGUAAUUGAAAUACCGAUGCGAAAACGCACAGCAAUGGAAACUGACCCUCUAGAGAAACAUCACCAGAAAACUAAUAACGAAGUAAGCGAGGACGAUAGUGAAAGUGCGGAGGUUAAACUUCAUACAGAUAACCUAAACGUUCCAAGAAGUAACAUGGACGUAUCCCGUUCUUCAUCCACAUCAUCAUUAGCUAGCAGUUCCCAGAAUGAUGAACUUGUAAAGAAUGGUAACUGCCCUGAAGAGACAGUAAGCAAUGACUCCGAAGUUAUGUCAGGAGAAAUCCAGAAAAUACCUAACAGAAAUCUACCAGCUGUCAAUGUUCCUGAGAAGAUUAUCCUUUGUAUUGACCUUUCAGAGGAUCCAAAUUAUACGCCAUUUAAAUUAGGGGACGGUACUAAGUAUGCACCACUCUAUAUGAUAAAGAGAGUAGCAGAAAUUUUCAUUAACAGUAAAAAUAUUAUCAACAAAAGCCAUGAAUUUGCUCUGGUAGUUCUGCAGUCUGACACAGUUGCAUGGCUUCGAGACUUCACAAAUGACCCUUGUGACAUCAUAUCAGUGUUGGAGGAUAUGAGUGAAACACAGCAAGGUGAUACAUUUGACUUGUCAGCAUUGUUUGAUGUUAUAUCUGAUCAUGUAUCUUUGCCCCAAGUAAGUGAACCCAAUGCAACUCCACCACCAUUUGUUGUCAGAGUCGUUUUACUGUACAGCCGAAGUCAUUGUGUUCCCAAGUUUGUUCAUGGUCAAGAGUCAUUCAGUCUCUUGCUAUCAUCAGACUAUUUCACUGUGGACAUUUUAUACAUUCAUGAAGACCCUUCUGAAGCUAACAAAUGUGAAGAAAUUUUCAGUGUCUUAGAUGACUUGGAUGACAGAGGAUUUUCGUAUGUGCUCGAUGUUCCUAGGAAUACAACAAAACUGCAUGACAACAUGGCAAAAUUACUUGGACAUCCACUACAGCGACCUGUUCAGAAAGUAGCAUACUACAAACUAGAGCUACAAGAAAUUCGAUGAGUGAACACACACAUGCUACAUAUGAAGACAAAUGGUAUAAAUUACAAUAAACAUUUGGUAUGAAAUGUGCAUGCUUCUGCUGUCAGUGUGGAAUGUAAACUAAUUUAAAUAGUCCAGUAAUCAUUAAUGUUAAAAACAUUAAUUUAUAAUUCUGCUACCACGUAAUAGAAUGUAACAUUCUUCAAGUCUCAAAGGCUGAGACUGUCACAAUUAAGAGACUUAGUAUCAUACUGUAAUUUGUAAAAUGCAAAAAUGUGCAGUCUGAGAGGUUAGGUGAUCUGCAGUCAGAUGUUUUAUAUUUGAGUACCUCAAGGAACAUGAAUUAGCACAAGAAACACUGCUUCUGCAUGUAAGUUCAAUUCUAUCUGGUUUAUUCAUCUUUCAUCAGUCUCUCAGAUGACAUAAAUAAUACUUUAAAUAGGGCAUAUUGCUUUCUGUCUUCCCCUUGUGAAAACUUGCACAUUCAUUUCUAUGCUUAUGUUUCAGCAUUAUGUACAAAAAUAUUUUUGUACAGGCUUUGUUACUGGUAAUUAAAUUUGAUGUUCAUAAGAGAAAAUCAUAAAUGAAAAUUCUCACAUUGAUGUUUUUAUAAGUAGUAAAAUACAAGAACUCUUGGGGGCAGGGUGGUCUUUGAAAGCUGAUAGUCACUUAGCUGCUCAAGAAUCUGCCACUGGCCUCUGUCCUGAUUCAAAUGAAUCCAGUCCUAAACCCACUCCUUCUUGAAACCCAUUUUAAUAUUGUCUUCCAAUUUAUGCCCAAGUCACCAUUCUUUAGGUUUCCCAACUAGAAUUCCGUAUGCAUUUUUCAUCAUGUAAAAGCUCAUUGCGUUUUUUUCCCCAUCUUACUGUUACUUUACUUUUUAGGUCCAGACACAUUCAAGUUGUGUUCUUAGGAUAACAGACCAAGAUCUUCACGCACAUAUGGAGCAUCAGAUAAAAUUGUAGGGAGUUUCUGGUUUUUUAAUUGGGAAAAAGAGAUUCUGAACUGAAUGGUAGUGAGCAUUCCAUGAAUUUAAUCUGCUCUUAAUGCCUUCUUGAAUGUAAUUUUGAUUUGCUACUGUCAUUGUGAAAUAUUACAACUUGCCAUAUUGACCUACCUUCAGCUAGACAUGAACAUACACAUAACUUUCAUUUGCAUUUACUUGUGGAUAUCUGUAAGGUCAAACAUCUGAUAAGAGCGUCUUUGUUUUUGGUAUUUAUGUCAGAUCAGAAGCUGCUGUUUUUGCAAAUUAUAAUUAAUCUGAAAACAAGGAAUAUUGAUAUAAAGGGCCUUACAAAACAGUAAGAACACUGAAAUUGAAUGUAUUUCUACUGUAAUUUGUUGUCAUAAAUAUUUGACAUUUCUAGGCCAUGUACCUUAAAUGUCAAUAAGAUUGUUUAGUGUACUUAUUUUGCUGUAUUUGAAUUUUUGAGGAUGAACUGUUCUAUACCAUGCUCAAUAAAUAUGCACACCAUGUACAA